UAGUUUAGACGAAUUGUGUGUGUGUGUGUGUGUAACCAUUUUAGCUGUUAUUAUCAUUGUUGUUGUCGAUUUUUUUUUCUUUGUUGCCCAUCAAUAUUUUCAAUUCGCCAAUUUGCUCAAUUCACGACGCAAUUGUCAAACGUAUUGGUCUAAUUAAAAAAAAAAUAGUUUUUUCAUUCGUUCAAAUAAAUUAAUACAGAAUAGAAUUUCAUCACAUUGGAUUUUUUGUUGUUGUUGUUGUUUUGUUUUGGAUGAAAAUAAAAUCAUUAUUAUUAUUAUCGAACAACAUGGGCUUUCAUCAUCAUAAUAAUCAUCAUCAUUUUCAUCAUCAAAAUAAUUCCAAUUCUCAACAUAAUAUUAAUAAUAAUAAUAAUCAUCAUCGUUCAUCGAAUCAUCGAAUAAUGACAAAUUCGUUGAUUAAUAUGAACAAUAAUAAUAACAAUAGUAACAACAUUCAUAACAAUACAACAGUGGCCAUCAAUAAUAAUAAUAAUAAUAAUAAUAUUGGUUCGACAACAAAUAAUUGCCAAUUAUUGAUGCCAACAAUAUCGAAUUGUGCUGCAUGCCAUAAACCAAUACAAGAACGUUUUCUACUUAAAGCAUUGGAUCAAUUAUGGCAUGAAGAUUGUUUGAAAUGUUCUUGUUGUGAUUGUCGUCUUGGUGAAGUUGGUUCAACAUUAUUUACAAAAGCUAAUCUAAUAUUAUGUAAACGUGAUUAUCUAAGAUUAUUUGGUGCUACAGGAAUUUGUUCUGCAUGUAAUAAAAUUAUACCAGCAUUCGAAAUGGUCAUGAGAGUACAUGGUGAUCGAGUUUAUCAUCUUGAAUGUUUUCAAUGUAGCCAAUGUAAUCAUCGAUUCUGUAUUGGUGAUCGUUUUCAUCUUUAUGAUAAUCGAAUUCUUUGUGAAUAUGAUUUUGAAGAAAUGUUAGUGUUUGGUGGUGGUAAUAAUGGAAACAAUUCUACUGCUAUUAACAAUAGCAGCAAUAAAUUAUCUAUAAAUAAUAAUCAUUUAGAAAAAUUAGUUAAACAAACGGAAUCAACAUUGGCAUCAUUUUCAUCAUCAUCAUCAUCAUCAUCAACUACUGGUUUAUCGACUGCAGUAUCUAUUGCUGGAACAUCAACAACACAAUCAAAUCAUCAGCCACAAGCACAAUUAGCUCAAGUAGCUCGACAACCAAUAAAUCCAAUAAAUUCAAAUCAAGCCGAUGAUGGUUCCAGUGGUUAUGGAAGUCCAGAUUCAUUACUUAGUGAUGGAAGAUGAAUGAAUUUUUUUUUUUUGUUUUUUGUCAAUAAUAAAAUCCAAUUUGAAAUAAAAUCAAAAACCAUA
This is a messenger RNA of Dermatophagoides pteronyssinus (European house dust mite), 1325 nucleotides long. RefSeq lists its product as uncharacterized. Gene Ontology annotation, cellular component: nucleus. Gene Ontology annotation, molecular function: transcription coactivator activity; DNA-binding transcription factor binding. The record is from RefSeq and is a predicted model, not a curated record. Gene Ontology annotation, biological process: positive regulation of transcription by RNA polymerase II. Lineage: Eukaryota; Metazoa; Arthropoda; Arachnida; Sarcoptiformes; Pyroglyphidae.